AACAGAAUGCACGUAAGUUUCUGGCCGUCGUAGAAACUUUGCACCCUCCAUCUCCAUGGAAGCAAAGCGUACGCUGCAGAGAGAAGAAAACCCAAAGACGAGGGGAGAGUGUUACUCCCAACGACGUCAAGCUAAAUAAGCAAAGUCGACCAAUCAUACAUGCCUGUCAUGUCCCCCAAGCCACUCCAAAGAAGGCGCCAUAAAUUGCAGCGGAUCACAUGGGGAGACCAGGCAGCUAAUGGUGGUGGGUAGCACGUAGAUUAUUAUUAGACACGGUCGAUCGAGUCAUCGAGCCAAGAAGACUCUUGUGCUGCGGAUAGCAAUGGACGGGACGAGGCGCGGGAGGCGGCUCCUCGUGUCGCUCUGCUUCCUCUGCCUGGCCGUGCUGCUCCCCGGCGCGCUGCUGGCGUCGCCGGCGGCCGGGAGGAAGCGGCGGCAGGCCGGGUUCGACCACUACGUGCUGGCCCUGCAGUGGCCCGGCACCGUCUGCCGCCAGACCAACCACUGCUGCAGCUCCAACGGCUGCUGCCGAUCAAACCCUCUCAACUGGUUCACGAUCCAUGGGCUGUGGCCGCAGUACAGCUACGGUGGGUGGCCGUCGUGCUGCAGGCCAACCACCACGUUCAACAUGAACAAGAUCGCGAUGCUGAGGCCGAUCCUGGAGAAGUACUGGCCGUCGCUCUACUGCGGCGACACCUCCACCUGCUUCGGCGGGAGAGGCCCCUUCUGGGCCCACGAGUGGGCGACUCAUGGAACGUGUGGCUACCCGGAGAUACAGGACGAGUACGACUACUUCUCCACGGCGCUCUACCUCUACAGCAAGUACAACGUCACGAAAGCUCUGCGGAAAGCGCAGAUCUACCCGCGGAACGGCCGCAAGUACGCGGUGGCGCACAUCGUGGACGCCAUUGACCACGCCUUCGGCCGGCUGCCGCACCUCGUCUGCAAGAACGGCUCCGUGCAGGAGCUCAGGCUCUGCUUCCACAAGGACUACCAGCCCCGGGAUUGCGGGUCGGAGGACGACGAGGCGUCGUCCUACAGCAGGAGAAGCCAUUGCCCUCGCUACGUCACCCUCCCAUCCUACAAACAGUCUGCGUCGGGGAACGCCACGGAGGGCCGCCUGCGGAACCCAGCGGAGAAUCAGCCGCGCGUACACGGGCAGAGCUACCUAUAACUGACCGUCACGGCCGGGCGCUGUCGGACUGCUCCAUCGAAGUGUGUCCUGAAGCCUGAGGAUGCACGCAAGGCCGAGGCGAUGCACGGUGCGACGGACGCCGCCGUCGAUCGGCCGGGAAACUCCCGGCCAGAGGCAGGGCAGUCGUCGGUUCAUGCCGCUGCGAUUGAUUAAUUCUUCUGCGCGUUCGCUUGCAGGGUGUGUGUAGGCUCUGUUCUGCACAAAGAAUUGACGUUGCAACCGUGUAUGUACAUGAUAUUGGGCAUCAAGGAAUAUUGUGGGUUAGGAUCAAGGUAUUGAACAUAUAAAGGAUAAGCUAGUGCGCCCAACUAGCGGCACCAGCCACGUCUCCUUUUAGGCCAACUCCACCGCACGAUCCUAAAUCUAUACCCAUUUUGUC
This is a messenger RNA of Triticum aestivum (bread wheat), 1574 nucleotides long. RefSeq names its product ribonuclease 2. Gene Ontology annotation, molecular function: ribonuclease T2 activity; RNA binding. Lineage: Eukaryota; Viridiplantae; Streptophyta; Magnoliopsida; Poales; Poaceae. Gene Ontology annotation, biological process: RNA catabolic process. The record is from RefSeq and is a predicted model, not a curated record. The coding region runs from base 323 to 1174 and encodes 283 amino acids. The transcript is spliced from 9 exons. Gene Ontology annotation, cellular component: extracellular region.